This is a messenger RNA of Ceraceosorus guamensis, 856 nucleotides long. RefSeq lists its product as hypothetical. The record is from RefSeq and is a predicted model, not a curated record. The transcript is spliced from 2 exons. NCBI's taxonomy places the organism in Eukaryota, Fungi, Basidiomycota, Exobasidiomycetes, Ceraceosorales, Ceraceosoraceae. The coding region runs from base 136 to 738 and encodes 200 amino acids.
GCAGCUGACGCGUCCCUCGCGAUUUCGCUUGCUUCGAUGACGAGUCAUCGGUAGAUCUCUGAAUGCUGACUGCGCGGAACGCCAGCGAGGCGCAUUAUUGAUGGCGUCGAUCCUUGCUGGCAGCAAGGACGGAGGAUGCGCAGCAUAUUUGUCCUUCCAGCUACGCCAUGUGGUGAGGGUCGAGCGACAAGCCCAUAUCAUCGUGCUCCGUUCAUGGAGGCGCCGGAAGGCUGCGCCCGCGUGUUUGCGCCCUGCUGCCGCCCUCGCGGAGCAUCGUGGUCGUGGCGCUUAAUUGUGCACCUGAUGCACUCACCACUAGCUGCUGCAUGUGACUCACGACUCUACACAUGGGUCUGCGCGUCAUCCUUUAUCCACCACCAGGCGUCAACACCGCGGCGGGCCGAGGCACUCUGGUCGGCGCAGCAGAACCGAAUAUCGCGCCGCAGAGGUCGGCAGGGAGGGAAAGAAAGAAGGAACGCUGCAGAGUAUUGCAUUCACAAUCUGAAUGCAACACUCGGAUUGCUGUGGAUCAGAAUGGUGAAUGAUCAGUCACGAGUCAUGCGCGUUGAUCGUGACUAUUGCCAUGGUUGCUUUGACCUGGCUGCUGCUGAUUGCUCAAGUAAAUGCUUUGGCCACGUAGCUGUUGGUAAUUUGGCGCACUUUGCUGCUGGUAGCAGGAAUCGAGCCUAUUUGAGAAAGCCGUCGCUCCGUCAAGAAUCGGUGCUUGAGCAUUUAUAGAUCAUGAACACCUCCAUAUCAAAUCAGAAGAUCCCAAUUAAUCUUUGAGUUGAUCACGAAUUACGGGUCGUGAAUCGUCAAGAGUUCUGAAGGUCGAUGCAGGGCGUGAGAUGGGCCG